AUGGAAAUAAGAUACGAAAAGAGUCAAACAAUUGAUAAAAGUGUGCAAGAACAAAUCAAUAGAGAUAGAGAAUAUUGGAGACAAGUAUUACUGAGAAUAAUAUCUGUGGUGAAAACUCUUGCUGAUUUAGCAUUUCGUGGAGAUAAUGAGAAGAUAUAUCAAGAAAAUAAUGAUACAAGUCACGAAGAACAAAUGUCUAUACUAUUGAGGUGUGUAGAUAUUUCGGCAAGUCCGGUGAAGGUUGAAGAAUUCUUUUUAGGGUUUUUAUUGGUGGAUGAUACAUCGGGUAAGGGAUUUUUUGAUGAACUGGUGGAUGCUUUGAAUAAUUUAGAACUUGAUAUUGAUAAUAUAAGGGGUCAAGGCUAUGAUAAUAGUGCUAACAUGAAAAGACAACAUAAAGGAGUUCAAAGUAAAUUAUUACAACUAAAUCCUAGAGCAUUCUACAGUCCUUGUGGAUGUCAUAGUCUUAAUCUGGCACUUUGUGAUAUGGCCACUUGUUAUUCAAAAGCUAAAUCUUUCUUUGGGGUGGUGCAACAUAUAUACACUUUAUUUUCUUCAUCUACUAAACGGUGGAAAAUUUUCAAAGAGAAUGUAACUGGUCUUACCCUUAAGCCCUUGUCACAAACUCGGUGGGAAAGUCAUAUUGAAAGUGUUAGAGCGAUAAGAUUUCAAGCUUUGCAGAUAAAAAAAGCAUUACUUCAAUUAGCAAAUAUUGAUGAUUCUAAGACAAAAAGUGAGGUGGAGUGUUUGGCAACAUAUGAAAUUGACAAUUUUGAAUUCUUACUUGGGAUGAUUAUUUGGUAUGAAGUGUUGAAUAAUAUUAACAAAGUAACCAAACAUUUGCAAACUGAAGACAUGCAUAUUGAUGUUGCUAUAGACCAUUUAAAAGGCCUCAUUUCAUUUUUCAAAGGUUAUAGAGAAUUUGGUUUUGAAUCGGCCAUGGUAGAUGCUAAAAAGAUUGCAAGUGAAUUAGAAAUUGAACCGAUAUUUCGUGAAAAACGGAAUUAUUUAGCGAUAUCUGAAGACAUAUUUGGAGCAAUUGAUGUAUUGGAUUACAUUAAAGGAAUGAACUAUUGUUUUGCAAAUGCCUGGAUUGCUUAUAGAGUAUUAUUGACCAUUCAUGUCAUAGUUGCCUCUGCUGAAAGAAGUUUUUCAAAGUUGAAAUUGAUUAAGUCUUAUCUUCGAUUAUCCAUCUAA
This is a messenger RNA of Olea europaea var. sylvestris, 1197 nucleotides long. Its product is annotated as zinc finger MYM-type protein 1-like. The transcript is spliced from 3 exons. Bases 1 to 1197 code for a protein of 398 amino acids. Gene Ontology annotation, molecular function: protein dimerization activity. The record is from RefSeq and is a predicted model, not a curated record. NCBI's taxonomy places the organism in Eukaryota, Viridiplantae, Streptophyta, Magnoliopsida, Lamiales, Oleaceae.